Messenger RNA from Carassius gibelio (silver crucian carp), 1606 nucleotides. RefSeq names its product serine/threonine-protein kinase ULK4-like. The coding region runs from base 277 to 774 and encodes 165 amino acids. The transcript has 5 exons. Lineage: Eukaryota; Metazoa; Chordata; Actinopteri; Cypriniformes; Cyprinidae. The record is from RefSeq and is a predicted model, not a curated record.
GAAUCAGACUAAAGGAAGGAGAUCGUUUUGAACACUGGCUGGUUAUGUACUUGCUCAGAUAUUGAUUUCGGGUUAAUUUUUAGCCGAAAAGCUGCAGCUUUAAUCGGUUACAUUACGGAGCUCUAAGUCCAUGUACACUCAAAGCAUGAAAGGAUUGUGUUUGUGUUGGAGACUGUGUGUCUAUAGAAACUCGUACAAAGCCGACACAAACAUUCACUCGCCAUCCAUGAAUGCAUCUCUCUGCUGUACAAUUUCAAAGCUGGAAAUGUCAUAGGUAUGAUUGCGAUGGUGUGUAAUGUCUUUGUGGAAGUCUCUGGUGUGAGACUGGAGAGAGAAAUGCUUUCAGGGCUGAAGAGCUGCUCUUCUCUGCUCCUCUGUCUGCUGGACAUCAUCCACUGCCUGCUCAAAAACCUUUCGUCUGUAGUCCGACUGGCCCUGCAGAGAUCAGACAGUAAUGAAGACACUGAGGCUGCAGAGGAACUACUGCUCAUCAAUAAGCCACUGACAAACCUAAACAACCUCCUCAUUCAGCUGCUGGCGUGUAAUGACAGUGAGGUGUAUGAGGAGGCCAGUCACUGUGUGUCUCUGCUGGCUCAGCUGUACGGAGGAGAGGGUGCGGACCGCCUGCAGCCGGAGGAGCUGCUCAGCCUGGCACACACACUGCAGACGCACACUGAACCCAGGCUGCUCCGUGUGCUAAAACGCUUGAUGAGUGCGGUUGGCAGCUCCUGUUGGGGUUCUUCACGUGCUGCUGAAACUGGCGCUGCCUACUAGGUGAGUUAAUGGACACGGGGUCCUCAUCCAGCACCGCAUGGGCCCCCGGUUGAGUCUCUUAGUGCGACCCUCAUAUUUGAUCCAUUCAUGUCGCCAGCUGAGGCGUAGGCCUCUGUUGAGAGCUUCCUCGAGCACAGGCCUCACCCUCAGAUUGAUACAGGCCUAUUGUGGCUGCCUGUGGGGGCAGGACCCCCCUCUUCUUCCUUCUGCUGAAAUGAGAAGGAAUCCCUUUGAAGUUGCCGAGUCAAACUCGGGAGGCAAAGCUACAGCAAUAUUAGGUUCUUGGCAAAGCAGAGACGAAUUAUUGAAAACAAUGCAUAACUGAAUGAUGAGCUUUCCACUCCGGAGGCCCUUUGAAUAAAGUUUUAAGAGUAUUCCAGCUGCGAUUUAAGAUAUGCUCAAGCAACAUUUUUAGUUACUUCAAAAAAUUAUUUCCACUUUCCUCAAGUGUAAUUUAUAUACACAGUGCUUUUCAAAAUAUUAUAUAAUAUACAAUAUUCAAAGCCGAAUGCAUGGCCUUUCAAAGUAUACUUUGAUAGAAUAUGUGGUUGAUGUAUGCACAUAAAGUUUAUCAGCUAGAGUUUUAUUAAUGUGAGCCAAAAUCAUCACAAUUAAAAGAACCAAAGACUUAAACUACUUCAGUCUGUGUGCAUUGAAUUUAUUUAAUACACGAGUUUCACAAUUUGAGUUGAAUUACUGAAAUAAACUUUUCCACGACAUUCUAAUUUAUUGAGAUGCACCUCUACGAACAAAAGUGAAUGUGACAAAAAUGCAAUUGCAAGCAUCCUUUCAUCUUUGACCUCUUUCAUUGUGUUUUCACAAGAUUCGUACC